UCAAGUUGCCGGCGGGCUGCCCGGAGGGCAGCAGCUGGUGCGAGUAGCUUGUCUGGAGACUUACCCCGGGAAGGAGGGAGGCCGCCGACCUACUGGGCCGACGGACUCCCACACAGUUCCUGAGCUAGUGCCAGGCAGGUGACACUGUCUUCCUGCAGCCCCCAGCAUGUGGGCAGGCCUGGGCCCUGCCGUCACACUGGCCCUGGUGUUGGCGGUGGCAUGGGCCACGGAGCUGAAGCCCACAGCACCACCCAUCUUCACGGGCCGGCCCUUUGUGGUAGCAUGGGACGUGCCCACACAAGACUGUGGCCCACGCCACAAGGUGCCACUGGACCCAAAGGACAUGAAGGCCUUUGAUGUGCAGGCCUCACCUAACGAGGGUUUUGUGAACCAGAACAUCACCAUCUUCUACCGUGACCGGCUGGGCAUGUAUCCACACUUCGAUUCAGUGACAAGGUCUGUGCAUGGUGGCGUGCCACAGAAUGGCAGCCUCUGGGUACACCUGGAGAUGCUAAAGGGACAUGUGGAACGCUACAUUCGUACACAGGAGCCUGCAGGGCUGGCAGUCAUCGACUGGGAGGACUGGCGGCCAGUGUGGGUACGCAACUGGCAGGACAAGGACGUGUACCGCCGAUUAUCACGCCAGUUGGUGGCCAGUCGCCACCCUGACUGGCCACCAGACCGCAUAGUGAAGCAGGCGCAGUAUGAGUUUGAGUUCGCUGCACGCCAGUUCAUGCUGGAGACACUGCGAUUUGUCAAGGCAUUUCGGCCUCGGCAUCUGUGGGGCUUCUACCUCUUCCCCGACUGUUACAACCAUGAUUAUGUGCAGAACUGGGAGACCUAUACAGGCCGCUGCCCUGAUGUUGAGGUCUCCCGAAAUGACCAGCUGGCCUGGCUGUGGGCCGAGAGCACGGCCCUCUUCCCCUCUGUCUACCUGGAAGAGACACUCGCUUCCUCCACUCAUGGCCGCAACUUUGUCAGCUUCCGUGUUCAGGAGGCCCUUCGCGUGGCUCACACCCACCAUGCCAACCACGCACUCCCGGUCUACGUCUUCACGAGACCCACCUAUAGCCGCGGACUCACAGGGCUUAGCGAGAUGGAUCUCAUCUCCACCAUUGGCGAGAGUGCAGCCCUGGGUGCAGCUGGUGUCAUCCUCUGGGGUGAUGCGGGGUACACCACCAGCAUGGUUUCCCUAGACCUGCCCUGUGCCAUGGCAGCCCACCUGCUUCCCAUCUGCACCCUCUUCCUGAACUUGCUCGGCAUGGCCAAAGGCUUGAGGGACCCCGUGGUACCCAACCGGCCCUUCGCCACCAUCUGGAAUGCAAACACCCAGUGGUGUCUAGAGAGGCAUGGCGUGGACGUGGACGUCAGUGUCUUUGAUGUGGCGGCCAACCCAGGGCAGACCUUCCGUGGCCCUGACAUGACCAUUUUCUACAGCUCCCAGCUGGGUACCUACCCUUACUACACAUCUGCUGGGGAGCCCGUAUUCGGUGGCCUGCCCCAGAAUGCCAGCCUGGCUGUCCACCUGGUCUGCACAUUCCAGGACAUCCUGGCUGCCAUGCCUGCAUCCAACUUCUCAGGGCUGGCAGUUAUUGACUGGGAGGCAUGGCGCCCACGCUGGGCCUUCAACUGGGACACCAAGGACAUUUACCGGCAGCGUUCACGGGCACUGGUACAGGGGCAGCACCCUGACUGGCCAGCUUCUUGGGUGGAGGCAGCAGCUCAGGACCAGUUCGAGGGGGCUGCCCGGGCCUGGAUGGCAGGCACCCUCAGGCUGGGACAAGCACUGCGGCCUCGUGGCCUCUGGGGCUUCUAUGGCUUCCCUGACUGCUAUAACUAUGACUUUAAAAAUCCCAACUACACCGGCCAGUGCCCACCAGGCAUCCGUGCCCAGAAUGACCAGCUGGGGUGGCUGUGGGGCCAGAGCCAUGCCCUCUAUCCCAGCAUCUACCUGCCCGCAGCACUGGAGGGCACGAAGAAGGCACAGAUGUUUGUGCAGCACCGUGUGGGUGAGGCAUUCCGUUUGGCCGUGGGUGCAGGGUACCCUGAUCUGCCAGUGCUGCCCUACGUCCAGAUCUUCUACGACAUGACUAACCGCUUUCUGCCCCUGGAGGAGCUGGAGCACAGCCUGGGGGAGAGUGCAGCCCAGGGGGCAGCAGGAGUGGUGCUCUGGGUGAGCUGGGAGAACACAAGAACCAAGGAAUCCUGCCAGGCCAUCAAGGAGUAUGUUGACACGACACUGGGGCCCUUCAUCCUGAAUGUGACCAGCGGGGCUCUUCUGUGCAGUCAAGUCCUGUGCUCUGGCCAUGGCCGUUGUGCCCGGCGCCCCAGUCACCCCGAGGCCCGCCUCAUCCUCAGCCCCACCAGUUUCUCCAUCGAGUCCACGCCUGGUGGUGGGCCCCUGACCCUCCGAGGUGCCCUCUCACUCAAGGAUCAGUUGCGGAUGGCUGUGGAGUUCAAAUGUCGCUGCUACCGUGGGUGGACGGGAACAUGGUGUGAGCAGUGGGGCAUGUGGUGAUUGGCACAUGCACACAUUGAGUACCUAAUGCAAUCUGGACCUGGCUACAGCUUUCUCAAGUACAGGCACAGUCACAUGAGCCAUGGUCACAGUCAGAAGUACACUCAGGCACUGUCAUGAGCAUAUGCCAGCACAUUCACACUUGCUUACAGACCAAGAUAGUUGCAUAAGGAGUUCGAGCCUUGGGCACCCACCCAGCGGAGUUAAAAAUAUUUCCUCCAGAGACAUUGAGCCAGUCUUUAAACUGCAGCAAUCACAAGAACUGACGUUCUGGACUUCCCUGGCGGUCCAGUGGUUAAGACUCCGUGCUUCUGCUGCAGGGGGUGGGGGUUCGAUCCCUGGUCAGGGAACUAAGAUCCCGCAUGCUGAAAGAAAGAAAGAGAGGGAGGGAGGAAGGAAGGAAGAAAGAAAGAAAGCUGACAUUCACUGGGUGCCUACUCUUUCCAAGUCAUGUGCUAGGCAUUUUAAGUAGUCUAACUUAAUUGUGCAAUCCUAACACGACGCUAUGAGGAAACUGAGGCACACACAGGGAGGGUAAGCACUUUACCCAAGGUUGCAGCCAGAAAAUAGAGCAGCUGAGAUUCAAACCCAGGUGAAUCUGGGUUUGAAUCUCUACCCUCUAUCUCUACCUCUAUAGCGAUGGAGCCCUUUGGCUCCUACUAUAUGUCGACGGUAAUCAGCCCUGCACUGCAACCUGAAUCCGUUCAGAGGUAACAGCCUCACAAAUAAAGCAGACAUGAUUCUAA
Eubalaena glacialis (North Atlantic right whale) is the source of this 3264-nucleotide messenger RNA. Its product is annotated as hyaluronidase-2. The transcript has 6 exons. Bases 167 to 2518 code for a protein of 783 amino acids. NCBI's taxonomy places the organism in Eukaryota, Metazoa, Chordata, Mammalia, Artiodactyla, Balaenidae. Gene Ontology annotation, biological process: carbohydrate metabolic process; hyaluronan catabolic process. The record is from RefSeq and is a predicted model, not a curated record. Gene Ontology annotation, molecular function: hyalurononglucosaminidase activity; hyaluronoglucuronidase activity.